AUGGCACGUGUCCAGAUGAAAAGGAAGCAGGUGGUCUUAUGUGUUAUACCUAUAGUUUUGAUGAUGCACCUCAUGGCCAAAAUAUUUCACAGUCAAGAGAGUCAGCCACACCAAAAAGAUACCAUUCUACUGAUCUGGUUUUGGCCAUUGGGCCACGAAUUUGAACCAGAUUCCUGCACCUCAAAAUUUAACAUAGACGGUUGUCAUCUCACUGCUGACAGAUCACUGUACACCGAGGCAGAUGGAGUUCUUCUUCAUCAAAGAGACAUUGCCAAGGACCUUUCAAAUCUACCCAAAUUACACCGGCCAUUCUUUCAGCAAUGGGUAGGGAUGCUAUUUGAAUCUCCUGAGGAUUCAAGCAGAAUACCUGGCCUGGACAACUUCUUCAACAUCACUAUGAGCUACCAAGAGGAUGCUGACAUUGUUGUUCAUCGAAAGUUGGUGUUAAAACAUAGAGACACUGAAGAGAGCAACCCCUUACCAACAAAAACAAAAUCUUUUUGCCGGCUGGAUUACGGCGAUCAGGAUGAAAGUCCUGAAAGACUGAAGUACUACAGUGACCUUAAAGAACUCAUUACUGUUGAAGUACUUAGACAGCAUACUCAGAAUAGUGCUGAGGUAUACUCAUCAGCAGUUAAAAGUUGCAAGUUCCACUUGGCAUUGGAGAGCACUAAACAUUCUGAUGAGAAAACAGCAGAAUACAUGGCUGAAAAACUCCACAAUUCGCUACACUGGGGCACAGUGCCAGUGGUUUCAGGGCUAUCAAGGAAAAUAUAUGAAGGCUUAAUCCCCAGAGGUGCCUUCAUUCAUGUGGAUGACUUCAACAGUCCAAAAGAGCUUGCUGACUAUCUUAGCAUGCUGGACGAGAAUGAAGAUAAAUAUGACCAGUUCUUAAGCUGGCGCAAAAACUUUAGUGUCACACAUUUUGCCUUUCCACUGGAGCACGCGUGUCUGGCAUGCAGCUACAUCCGAGAGACUACAGUCCCCCAAGUUUUCAGUCAUAUUGGCCAAUGGGAAGAGAGCAGGGACUAA
Clupea harengus (Atlantic herring) is the source of this 1032-nucleotide messenger RNA. Its product is annotated as 4-galactosyl-N-acetylglucosaminide 3-alpha-L-fucosyltransferase 9-like. Gene Ontology annotation, cellular component: membrane. Gene Ontology annotation, molecular function: alpha-(1->3)-fucosyltransferase activity. The record is from RefSeq and is a predicted model, not a curated record. NCBI's taxonomy places the organism in Eukaryota, Metazoa, Chordata, Actinopteri, Clupeiformes, Clupeidae.